Messenger RNA from Humulus lupulus (European hop), 2679 nucleotides. RefSeq names its product cyclic nucleotide-gated ion channel 1-like. Gene Ontology annotation, biological process: monoatomic ion transport; transmembrane transport. Gene Ontology annotation, molecular function: monoatomic ion channel activity. The transcript is spliced from 9 exons. The record is from RefSeq and is a predicted model, not a curated record. NCBI's taxonomy places the organism in Eukaryota, Viridiplantae, Streptophyta, Magnoliopsida, Rosales, Cannabaceae. Gene Ontology annotation, cellular component: membrane. The coding region runs from base 242 to 2395 and encodes 717 amino acids.
GUUGAGGCUAUUGCGAAGUGGCUGACUUGACUAUCAUAUCAGACUGAGUCCUCGUCGUUCUCUUCCACUGUUCAUUUUCCAUCUCUCUUUCUCUUUGAAACGCUUAUUAUUACAUUAAACUUCUUCUGUUGAGGUGGCAAGCUAGGCAGGAGCUUAAUCAUUCUAAUCUAUUCAAUUCACUCCUUUUUUUUUUCCAAUACAACUCCACGUCGUUGAUCGGACUGCAAUCUUGCCUCAAGUUAUGAAAUCCAGGGGGACUAAGUUUGUAAGAUUCGAGGGGUAUAAAUCUGAUAGGUCUCAAAGCUCUGACAAUCAGUACUCCCCAAGAAGAGUAUCUGUGAGAGAGGUAUUGGGGCAAGUUGGGAGAGGUGUCCAAAGGGGGUGUGAGAGGAUUAGAAGCCUUGGAAGAAUCCCAACUUCUCAACCCGCUGUUGUUAAGAAGCAAGAAAAGGAUAAAGAGCCUAGAAAGAACAUUCUUGAUCCUCAGGGCUCUUUCCUUCAAAAAUGGAACAAGAUAUUUGUUCUGGCUUGUUUAGUGGCUGUGUCCCUGGACCCUUUAUUUUUCUACAUUGGUGGAAUAGAUCCCAAAGAGAAAUGCAUAACUUUGGAUGAGCCUUUGGAAAUCGUUGCAUGUGUUCUUCGAACAUUUAUCGAUAUCUUUUACGUACUCAGGAUUAUCUUUCAGUUCCAAACUGGGUUUAUACCCCCAUCUUCUCGAGUAUUUGGAAGAGGCGAGUUAGUUGAUGAUCCUUUUGCCAUUGCUAAAAGAUACUUGUCAACCAACUUCGCUGUUGAUGUUCUCUCUAUUCUUCCACUGCCUCAGCUUGUAGUUCUUGCUAUCAUUCCAAGGAUGAAAAAACCUGUUCCAAUGAUCACAAAGGAGAUGUUGAAAAUCGUCGUUUUCUGUCAGUAUGUUCCGAGGCUCGUGCGAAUGGUCCCACUAUUCAGAGAAGUAACAAGUAGUUCUGGCAUACUAACAGAGACCGCUUCAGCUGGAGCUAUUUUUAACCUUCUUCUGUAUAUGCUUGCAAGUCACUUAGUAGGAGCUUUCUGGUACUUAUACUCUCUUGAGAGACUGGAUACUUGCUGGCGAAAAGUGUUUAAGGAGCAGAAGUGGGAUCUUAGAUAUGUGUACUGUAAUCAAAACCGUACCAAUCAUGUAUUACCAGAUGCCAAAUCUAUUGAAGGCUUCUUCAACGUCUCUUGCCCUUUCAUCAAUCCUGACGAUGUUAAUGGUACCUUUAAUUUUGGAAUAUUCACUGACGCUCUCAAGUCUGGUGUAAUUGAAAGCACAGAUUUCUCCUCCAAAUUUUUCUACUGCUUUUGGUGGGGACUGCGCAAUCUUAGUUCUCUGGGCCAAAAUCUCAAGACAAGCACUAAUGUUGGAGAGAUAAUCUUUGCAGUCUGGAUAGCCAUCUUUGGAUUGAUUCUAUUCUCGUUACUCAUUGGCAAUAUGCAGAAAUAUCUGCAGUCCACAACUGUGAGAGUCGAAGAAAUGCGAGUGAAAAGACAAGACGCGGAGCAGUGGAUGUCCCACCGGAUGCUCCCGGAGCCCUUGAGGGAACGUAUUAGAAGAUAUGAACAAUAUAAAUGGCAAGAAACAAGAGGUGUUGAGGAAGAGACUCUGGUCCGAACCCUUCCAAAAGACCUUAGGAGAGACAUAAAGCGCCAUCUUUGUUUGGCGCUUCUCAGGAGAGUGCCAAUGUUUGAGACCUUGGAUGAACAACUCUUGGACGCACUAUGUGAUCGUUUAAAGCCAGUUCUGUACACAGAUAAGAGUUCAAUCGUUCGGGAGGGUGAUCCAGUUGAUGAAAUGCUCUUCAUCAUGAGAGGAAACCUUGCUACUAUGACCACUAAUGGUGGAAAAACUGGCUUCUUCAACACGGCUGAUCUCAAGGCUGGUGACUUCUGUGGAGAAGAGCUCCUCACAUGGGCUUUGGAUCCCAAUUCUGGCUCCAAUCUCCCCACCUCAACCAGGACAGUGGAAGCUAAAACAGAGGUCGAGGCAUUUGCUCUCAUGGCCAACGAUUUGAAGUUUGUCGCCUCCCAGUUUCGCCGGCUCCACAGCAAGCAACUCCAGCACAUUUUCAGGUUCUAUUCUUUGCAAUGGAGAACAUGGGCGGCUUGUUUCGUACAAGCGGCGUGGCGGAGGCAUUGCAAGAGAAAGCUUGACAAGUCUUUAAGGGAAGCAGAGGACAUGCUGCAAGAUGUCCUGGUGAAUGAGAGUGGAAGCACACCAAGUCUUGGCGCCACCAUUUACGCCUCGAGGUUCGCUGCUAAUGCACUGAGAGGCUUAAGACAAAGCGGUGUGCGCAGCUCUAGACCCACGCAAAGAUUGAUGCCUUUGCUACCUCAGAAACCGGCUGAGCCUGAUUUCACUGCGGAGCAUCGUUAGCUACUGGCUGCUACUACUACUUCUGGUGUAGUCAGUCACUGUAUUAAUGUGAAAUUUGUUGUUAGGCAUAAGCUAUUUUGCUAAUGUAUAAAGUCUGUCUGUGCAUAAUAUGUAAAAUAGGCCUAGAUUUGUGAUAAAAUAGAUUGAUACUUUGAUAAUCAUGUAUAGUUUUAUAAUGGGGUAGUUUAAUUGUAAAAGUAUACCCUUUGUUUCUGAUCUUUGAGAUUUAUAGACUAAUAUUUUGAGGCUUUUAAGCAAAUAAUAAGAAAUGAUUUUCCAUUCCA